Messenger RNA from Alligator mississippiensis (American alligator), 4190 nucleotides. RefSeq names its product chromosome 14 C1orf116 homolog (gene C14H1orf116). Bases 1594 to 3327 code for a protein of 577 amino acids. The transcript is spliced from 4 exons. The record is from RefSeq and is a predicted model, not a curated record. NCBI's taxonomy places the organism in Eukaryota, Metazoa, Chordata, Crocodylia, Alligatoridae.
AAUCUCUUAUUUGCUAACUGAUUCUUUCAUAACGCCGAGCAAUAGUUGCCUUGGAGAGCAGGACACUGUUGCAUGUUUAAAAGCCUCCAACGCCUGAGGAACCCUGGUCCGUCUGGAGACGGGGAGGUGAAACGGAGCUAAAAUUCACAUGGGUGAAAUCUUGGUCUUUCUGAGCUUCGUGACAGACCUGUCACUUGACUCUAACGAAGCUAGGGUUACCUAUUUGAGUUUUGGCUUUCCCGUGCAAGUAGCUAAAAAGCUUUUAUGAUCAGUGGGGUGGGGGGAACCAUGCCAGCCGUGCUGGCAGUAUUAUUCAUAAAGCUUCAAGCCAGGGUGAACGGGGAAGGAAAAUUCCUUGUUGUGAACUGGGUCUCAUUCUUUUCACCAAAAGAAAGUCAUGUCUAUAGGUCUUCUCUUCUCUUCUUCAGGUUUGAUGCCUAGUGGUAGAUGCAGGUGCAGUUCUAGCUCCUGGGCAGUUUCUUAGCUGGAUUUGUGGUGUGCCUAUGGAAGCCCCUAGCGGAUCGGGAUCAUGCCAUUUGCACCCGUGAGAGAUGCGUGCGGUAUACUUGCUUUGCUCUCGUUAGAAAGAAAAUUCCUAAAAUUACCCAAAUAGCUGGGGUCAAAAAAGAGGAACGCGCGUUCCAAGUAACCUCUGGAUAUUGAGCAAGGAAGGCAGCUGUUGUCCAGUGCAAUAUUGGGCAGGGCUUUGAUGCAGGAGGCCAGUCACAUGGAUGAUACAGCUGGACUGAAAUGUCGCUGAACAAGUUUGUGUGUAGUGAAAAACGAACUUUUGUUGAAAUACUUUUUUUUUUCCAUGGGCUUCUAAAUAGAAAUGGUUAUGGACACAGUUUGCUGGCUACUGAUUUUGGUAAACGUGGGAAACUCAAUAACAGUUUCAGCCCUUACUAAGCAAGAAUCUUCAGAGUUGAUUGGUUGCUGUUUGAUCAGAUUUGAUGGAUUAGGAAUAAGUGGAGAGAAAAACAGGAAAUUAUUUGAGGAGUUUUUUGUGUUUGCAAUGGCUUUUGCAUUCCAGUGCUGGCCUGACAUUUGGGAGGCUUUUCUUCCCAAACUUGCUGUGGAGAAUAAGAGGAACUGUGCGCUAAACAUGAGACCCUUCAUCUUCACAAACAGGCGGAUGUACUUGAUGGGUGUAGCUGGUCACAUGGCAUUGUUUCUGUUUUCUGUAUGACAAACUUAUGGAAAAAGGAAGCUGGCUUGAGCUAGCUACUUCAUGUUUCGGGCAUUGUCCAGGUCCAAGCAAGACUCUCACUUCCCACAGACAUCAAUCAACUCUGCCAAAUGUUUGUGGGAAGGUAGAAAUCCCUGGGCAGGCUGCAGAGACCACUGCUGCAGAGUCCUGGGGGCUUCAGUUAAAUAAAUAUGAGCUUGUGAGUUCUUGCAAUGUUAGCCCUGCUCAAAAGUAGCCUACUUAAUCCUUCUUGGGGACCUCCCAAAGUCACUCCUCUCUGAGUGCGAAGACCUGCAAUGCUCAACCUUGCCCUUGCCUGCUGAAGUACUGCUGUGGACCACAAGGUAACCUGCAAUCAAGGAUGCAAGUUUGACCUGGAAGCUCUCACCCUGGUGCUUUGUGCUAUGCCUAAGGAAGAGUUGUGGCUAGGGAUGGCUGGCCAAGAUUCUGGCAGCUGUGACAGCAUGGGCAGCACUACUUCCAACCACUCUGGAUUUAGCAAUAACAAUUACGACUAUUUAUCUGUGGAGGAAAAGGAAUGUUUGAUGUUCCUAGAAGAAACCAUUGAUUCUCUGGAUGCAGAAGCAGACAGUGGGGUCUCUACUGAUGAGACGGACUAUGCUGAGCCUUCAAAGGCAUGGUCUAAGAGAGAGGUUAUUCCAAAGGGUCCAGACAAUAGGAGUCGCAGUGAAAGUCUUGCUCAGUGGCAUGAAGUUGAGCAAAAGGGUGACCCAAGUGUGUCUGCUCUCUCAAGAUCUGCUCCAGCACUGGUUUCCAGCUCAGGCUGUUGCAACCUCCCAAGGGGUGCCGGUGUAGUGAGCGCACACACAAACAAGGCUUCUGUCUGCAAAGCCACUGACCUCAGGGUGCAGGGUCCAACGCCGACAGCUCAGGAAACGGGGAGGUCGUCUUGGAUGUUUCCCAAGAAAGAAGGGAUAAAGGACAUGUCCAGUGACCGGCCCAACUGGAGUAUCAAGAUGAAGCCGUUGGAGUCCAUAAUUAUACAACCCCCUGAACCUUUCCAGGACCCUGUAACAAUAAACAAUCAGCAAAUAGCUAGCAAGGGAUCUGGUAACAGCAGCAAAGAUCCGUCCUGCGAGUCUGAGGCCAAGAUGGAAUAUGUGGAGGCCGACAGGAAUCGGCCUCGGGCUGUAUCUCAGCGUCCUGCCGCGGAAGAGGCAGAGUUGCCGCAGAAAGAAGUAGCUAUUCCAAACCCAGUGGCACCUAAGCAUUGUGAGAUGGGUCUGCAAAGAGACGCUAUCCCUCCAGGCAGCCCAGACAAUUCAGCAACUGAAGAGGCUGCCCUGGAUUCAGACCUCAAGCGUGGGCCUCCCACAGCCCCCAAACCAAGGAAACUGCCCCCAAAUAUUAUCCUUAAAACCAGCAAAAACUAUCCAGUGCCCCUCAUCAUAGACCCCAGCCACAGGAUAAAAGCACCUUCUCAACCACCAGCCAGCCACAAACCCAGCGCUGCCGCAGCCAGCGACACCUCGGGGCAUCUUGACCCUAAAGAACAGGAGAGAGCCAGGCGGGAGGCUUUGGAGAAGCUGGGACUGCCACAGGAUAAAGGAAGGGCACCUGAUGCCCAUGUUAAACCUGCCACUUCUCCCAAACCAAAGGAGGCCUCUUUCUUCAUUCCUAGGGCAGCUGAUAGAAAUGACAUAGCCAGCAAUAAAGAAGUCAACUUCAUUGCUAACAAAAGCCAACCCCAUGACCCAAGCUUCAGCGGACCAGAGAAGGUUGCUCCAGGCCUGAGGCAGAUGCACUUCAAAUCCAACACCUUGGAGCGCUCUGGCGUGGGUCUGAGCAGCUACAUCUCCAGCAGCAAGGACCAAAACGUUAAGAACAGCAGCUCGCUGGGCAAAACGUCCUUUAUCGACAAGAUCACGCCCAGCUUUCUCAAAAACAGCCGCCCACGCCCGGCUUCGCUGGGCAUGGGGAAAGACUUUGGCCACCUCCAGGAGCACCAAGUCGGCAAGGCGGAGCUGUCAAAAAGCGACAAGCGACGAUCUGACUCGCUGCAGAACUACUCCAAGCUGGCCCGACCUCCUUGCAUCAGCGUCAAGAUUGCCCCAAAGGGCGCCACGGAAGAGCACAGGAGGGAGGCUCUGAAAAAGCUUGGCCUGCUGAAGGAGUAGCCCUGUACUUCGCCCUCAGUGCGGUCACAGCCCUGCUGUCACGUCGCACGCCAAAACUUCGCUGUCUUUGCAGAUGCUUUAUUUAAUGCAACAGGACAGACUCCAUGGGUGGCAAAGUCUGGGAGCGCUCGAUAGAUCAUCUCCGAACACUUUAAAUUGAGAGCAUGAGAAGGAGCAUGUUUAGCCACUGCUUCCCUUCCCGUGGUCUCGGGAGGGCAGCCUGAACCAGCCCGGCCACUAGAAUUGCUGAAGCUUCCUACCAAAUCACGUGACAUGGCAUGUACAUAACCGUGUAUGUAGUGUGUGUGUGUAUAUAUAUGCAAACUAUUUAUAUGUGACAGGAACAAGUGAGCGGAUGGGAGUAAUCUCCUACAGGUUUUUAUUGCACUGACUGACUUGUGUCACUGUGGGAAACCCUGGGCUCUGGCUGCACGGAGAAGUGGUAGCUCACCACAGGCUGUGUGGGGCUAAAACUCCAGUAUUGACUUUUGGGCUCCAAUGGAUGCAUGCAGCCAGCGAGGGAUACACAUGCACCUGCCAGGGCAGUCAGUGCACCCAAUAUUUUAAGCAGGGUAAACUCAGGGUGGGAGAGGUAGGGUAUGGGCGAGAAGGGAGCACGCUUGCUAGUGCUCAGACCUUGUUGAGGCAUCCGAAUCAGAAGUGCUGGCCCGCACAAAGGGCAGGUUGGAGCAGCAGAUGAUGACUUGUUCACUCUAGUAUACUUUCAUCUUGUGUCUGGCAUUUCUCAUACCCAGGUGCAUGAACUCCUGCUGAUGCCUUCUGUUAAUUUUUACAUUACACGCAUUUUACAAGAAGGAGGUGUUUUGAAUGUCUACAAUAAACUAUUUUAUAUGGCCAGAUAA